This is a messenger RNA of Asparagus officinalis (garden asparagus), 2759 nucleotides long. RefSeq names its product UBP1-associated protein 2B-like. Lineage: Eukaryota; Viridiplantae; Streptophyta; Magnoliopsida; Asparagales; Asparagaceae. Gene Ontology annotation, molecular function: RNA binding. The coding region runs from base 127 to 1062 and encodes 311 amino acids. The record is from RefSeq and is a predicted model, not a curated record. The transcript has 2 exons.
AAUUCGGAGACGGGUGACUAAUUUGCUAUCGUCCUAUUUAUCAUAUCGUCAUCCUGGAAAAAGAAUCCCCUUUCUCGUCUCCUCCUCGAAACCCUAACCCUAACCCUAACCCCAAACAAGGCAUCAAUGGCGAAGGGCAAAGGGGCCAAAAAGCGCGCCAACAACCGCAGCAACAAGAAGCGCAACCUCGGCCUCAAACCCCACUCGAAACCCCAGUCCCAGCCUCAAAACCCUAAACAAAAGAACCAAAAGAAGCCCAAAAAACCUAACCCUAUCCAAGACGAAAACCCCUUCACCUUCGGAUCCGAACCCGAAUCCAACCCCUCCUCCCCAACCUGCAUCCAAUCCCUCCUCGAACCCUACACCAAACCCCAACUCAUCUCCUUCCUCCUCGACGCGGCCGUUUCGGAUCCCGAACUCAGGACCCGAAUCCGAUCCAUCGCCGACUCCGACGUCUCCCACCGCCAGCUCUUCGUCUUUGGCCUCGGAUGGGACGCCACCAAGGAAACCCUAACCGCAGCUUUCUCCCCCUUUGGUCCGAUUGAAGACUGCAGCGUUGUCGUCGACAAGAACACGGGUCGGGCUAAAGGUUACGCCUUUGUUCUAUUCAAGACCCGAUCCGCUGCGAUCAAGGCCUUGAAAGAGCCACAGAAGCGAAUAGGGAACAAGGUCGCGACUUGUCAGCUGUCGUCCGUGGGUGGGCCCAAGCCCGACGGUGGUCGGAAGAUUUAUGUUGGCAAUGUGCCUUUUGAUGUUAGCGUGGAGAGGUUGAGGGAGUUUUUCGCGAGGUUUGGGGUGUUGGAGUCGGGGCCCCUUGGGUUUGACGGAGCCACGGGGAAGUCGAAAGGGUACGCAUUGUUUGUUUACAAGACUCCGGAGGAUGCAAAGAAGGCGUUGGAGGAGCCGUACAAGUUGUUCGAGGGACGCCAGCUGUACUGCCAGCUGGCGACGCCGAAAAAUGAGAUGGGGAAGGUGCAGAUGGCGGUACCCGCUGUCUCGCCGGUGGUACCCGCUGUCGCGGCGAUGAUCCCUCAGCUGCGGUGCCGACACAGCAGUCGGUGAUGGCGGCGAUGGCAGCAGACCGCACAGAAUCUUGCAACUGGGCAGAACCCUCUGCUGCUGCAGAAUCAGUUAUUGGCUGCUGCGGCGGCUGAACCUGCGUUGUGAAUGCUGCAGCGGCUAUGUGAGGAGCGCCCAAAAGGUGCCCCGUAUGGUGGAGGGGCAGCAGCAGCGCAGCAUGUUCUUGGAGGGCAGGGGAUGGGAGGAGUCGGAUUUCAAGGCUUGCAAGGAAUGCAAGGGUAUCAGGCGGGUUCAUCAAUGCAGGGAUUGCAAGGGUAUCAGGCUGGUUCGUCUAUGCAGGGUGGGCAGUCCGGGAAGGGUUCUGGAGGGGCUUUAGGAGGAUUUAGGUCAUAUCAAGAUAGAUAAGAUGGUGGGGGAAAAUUCUGAUAUAUUUUUAACAUCGUUAAAUGCAAAAAUGGUGAACGGAAAUACGUGCUCGGCCUUGUAUUUUGAUUAGUGGGGAAGUUGUCAGGGUGAGUUGUUCUGCUGCUUCUGCAAGAGGUUCAGAUGUUAAAGUUUUGCUUUUUACCAGCGUAUCUAUGCUGCGAUCGAUUUUCCUCGUCACGGUGCUGUAGCCAAAGGUAUGUCUGAAGAAGAUGUAGUUGUGGGAGCUCUUUGGCAACAAUGUAUUUUGAAUUGUGGAAAUAUUUCUGAUCGUAGACUAGUAUUUGAUCUCAUGCGAAGGAGAAAUACAGUCACAUCGACGGCCAUGGUCUCCAGUUUGUGCACGAAAUGGCCUGGGAGAUGAGUCUUUAUCUCUAUAUGCGCGGACAAAAAAGCUCCAUAUAUCUGCAGAACAUUCAACGUUCAAACUGUUGUUUGUGGUUGUAUUGGAUGUCUGAACACCGAGGAAGAAAUCAAUGGCCAGUGCCUCAGGAAUCUGGGUCGGGGAAACAAUUACAUCGAUAGCACCCUUAUUUUGUUCUUAGCCCGUGUGAUGAUUUUCUAGGGGAGGGUCCUCCUUCAGCUUCUUGUUCUCUGCCAAAAGUUGAUCUGUAGGCUGUAAAUUGUAGAAUCUCUUUUAAAGAGUUGUGAUGAUAUCCACUGGAUUUUGAAUGUGAAGGUGUCUGCAGAAAUUGAAUGUGAAGGUGGCUGCAGAAAUUGAAGAAGAGAUGUUUGGAUGAAACGACGGUUCUUGUCUCAGUUGUGUGAAGUUUAGGGUCCUACACCAUUGUUGUAAACUGCUAAGCCCUGAUAAUUGGGGAAACCCCAAAUUUAUUGGAAAAAGUAAAAAAUCAGAUCGUCUUCAACAAAGAAAAUCCAUCAAUGGUAUCGUCAUCCCAGACCUGAAAGCCCUCCACGAGAAAUGGCAGAACGCAAUCCUGCUGCCUAUCCUCUUCUGAUAAGGCGGCGCAACCUGUGCUGGAUGGGUAUAGGUGCAACCUGUGCUGGAUGGGUAUAACGCGAUGCAGGGGACGGGAGCGGUUGGUUUUCCAGGGUUGCAGUGUAUUAGGGUGGUUCGUGGAUACAGGCUGGUCUGUCCGGAUAAAUAUGUAGUAGUUCAUCGUAUACAAUAUUAGUUGACUUGAGGACAAAAGGGUCAUUACGGAUGACAUUAGUCUAAAUUGUCAUAAUCCCCCUAGAAACAAACACACUCACUAGUGUGAACUAUUUUUAUAUAGACUGAAUAUUGAUUAGUCCCCGUGAAAACAAACAUUGGAUUGGUUUAAAAUAAUAUUGAUUAGUCCCAGUGUAUUAUA